Molecule: messenger RNA, 465 nt
Organism: Scatophagus argus
Lineage: Eukaryota; Metazoa; Chordata; Actinopteri; Scatophagidae
Product: complement C1q-like protein 4
Exons: 2
Coding region: 16-417 (133 amino acids)
Molecular function (GO): protein binding
Source: RefSeq, a predicted model, not a curated record
GAACAGUUACUCUACAUGAUGUUCACUGCAGUGGCAGAGGAAGGUGGUCACAUCGGACCCAAAGAGGGAGACACAGCUGUGGUUUUCAGGAAGGUGAUUACAAACGUUGGUAGAGCCUACGAUAACAGUUCAGGUAUCUUCAAAGCUCCUUAUGCUGGUUAUUAUUACUUUUCCUUCUUCUAUCGUGCUGGAAAAGAACUUCAAUCAGGGCUGACUCUGAUGAAGAGCAGCACUGUUAUCGUCAAGGCAUUUGAUAACAAACCGCCAAACGUCCACAGCAUUGACAAUGCAGGAAAUGCUGCCUGCCUGGAGCUGCAAGCAGGAGAUCAGGUGUUUGUCAUCCUGCCUGCAAAGCAUCAAGUUUGGGGAUCCAAUGACUGCACCACCUUCAGUGGUUUCCUGAUCAGUCGAGUUUGAGAGUUGGAUGACUCCAGAAGGAUGAUUCCCAAAUCUGAGAUCAAAUAU